CAACCAACAAGCUAGCAACGACUCAACCUCUCGCCAAACAUCACGACAUUCUCCCCCGCCGAUUCUCCCCCCCAAUUCCGUCCCAGUACGUUUUAAUUUCCGACGCUUGAUCUGCGACCAUAGCGACACAGCAUCGCAUCAGCCAAUUGUCCGAAUUUGUGGCGCAAUCUCGUCUAACGCUUUCGCUCUACAGUCAUGUCCGCCGCCGCCGCUCCUCACUUCUGGGCUGCUCCCCUGCGAUACUGCGCCUGGGCUGCCCGCGAACGCCCUGCGUACUUUUGGUCCGUCGUUAUUGGCGGCAUUGGUCCCGCUGCCAUGCCUUUUGCUCCCGCCAUUAGACGCGCCUUUGGCGAUGUCGACCCUGCUCCCAUCCCCGUUACGUAUCCCGUCCCCACGGGACCCCGAAAACAAUUGACCGGCUACGAUGACGAAUAAGCAAUGGGUAUAAAAUGAACCAGGUGGAGGAAAUGGAAAAACAACCCGAGGGGUUCUCGAAUGCUAGACAUCUUUCUUUAUUUUAACCAGCGAAAGCACCGAAAACACUUCUACGGUUUGAGCAGGUCCUGUAUACUAUGUGGGCGUUUCGCAGCUGGGCGCCUCUCUGCUCAAGCAACAAUUCAGCUGCAACUAGAAAUGCAUAUCAAAAUCAGAUAUUUCUUU
Molecule: messenger RNA, 660 nt
Organism: [Torrubiella] hemipterigena
Lineage: Eukaryota; Fungi; Ascomycota; Sordariomycetes; Hypocreales; Clavicipitaceae
Source: the annotation of a GenBank genome assembly